AUGGCGAAUCUCGAAAAUCCAAUACAAUCCAAAUCCGUCGGUUCAGAUGCUGAAGGUACUCACAGGCUGAGCUCAUCUAUAAGUAUUGAAUCAGCUUCCGCCUCCGCAGAACCCAGCCCAAUCCUCGAGGGCGUAUUCGCAAUCUCCAAACCCACCACAAAAACAACCCCUCAAAUCCUCCUUGACAUCCAAACCAUCUUCGCCACAUCAACAACCUUCACCCCUUUACUCCAAUUAGAGCGCCGCAAACGCGCCGAGCAAGAAGCGCACCAACCUUCCGGCCAAAAGCUCAAAGAUGAAGAACGCGAUGGCCGGUUCUUCAAGCUCGGCCACGGGGGUACUUUAGACCCCCUCGCAUCAGGCGUGCUUAUCGUCGGGAUCGGAAGAGGCACUAAACAUCUUUCAUCGUAUCUGUCUUCGACUAAAACGUAUGAGACAGUUGUGCUUUUUGGGAUCGCGACUAGUACGUACGAUAUCCAAGGUGAGGAAGUUGAGAGAAAAAGUGCGGAGCACAUCACUGCUGAGCUUGUGAGGCGUAAGAUAUCCGAGAACUUCACCGGCACGUUUCGACAAGUUCCACCUGUGUACUCUGGGCUGAAAGUCGAUGGUGUCAAAGCAGUUGAGUAUGCGAGGCUGGGGAAGGAACUUCCGAGGGAUCUUGUGGAUAGGGAGGUGUGUGUGGACGCGUGCGAGAUGCUGGAGUUUAUGCCUCCAAACACACAUGAGUUCUGCUACCCUGCUGCGAAGGAGGGGGAAAGAACGGUGGUUGAGGCAAUGCCUGCUGCGAGGAUCCGUCUAACUGUAUCAUCGGGGUUCUAUGUGCGGAGUUUUGCGCAUGAUCUCGGUGUGGCGUGUGGGAGUGUUGCUACGAUGGCGAGUUUGCACCGGUUGAGACAGGGGGGUUUCUUCACUCCGGAUCUCUUCUCUACUUCCUCAUCUCUAAAUGAAGAUGAUCAGCAGGAGACUGUAGAAGCCGCCACUGCAGCUUCCAAUUCGACACAGUUUGUCCCUGCAAUCCCGUACGCAGAUAUCACAUCCUCUGAAGAAACCUGGGCUCCCCAGAUCCGCUCCGCGCUCACCACGUGGAUGGCGCAAAACCCGGCUAGAGAUCCCAACGCUAGAGGGCCUGGUAGGAAAGGGCGGGAUAAGGAGGUGAAGAGGCAGCGAUUUCGUGGAGAGUGGUUGGCGGAGACGAAGCGGGAGAGGGUAUUGCAGCAGGGAGGGAAAUCGAAGGGGAAAUUAUCGAGGAAGAAAAAUGGGAAUAUGGAGGAAGGGGAUAAAUAG
Molecule: messenger RNA, 1284 nt
Organism: Periconia digitata
Lineage: Eukaryota; Fungi; Ascomycota; Dothideomycetes; Pleosporales; Periconiaceae
Source: the annotation of a GenBank genome assembly